GCGACCAAGCAGUUCCUGGAGGAGAUCAACAAGUGGACAGGCCAGUACAAUGUGUCCCCGCUCUCCUGGAACGUGGCCGUCAAGUUCCUCAUGGCCCGCAAGUUUGACGUCCUGCGGGCCAUCGAGCUCUUCCACUCCUACCGGGAGACGCGGCUGAAGGAGGGCAUCGUGAAGCUGAAGCCGCACGAGGAGCCGCUGCGCUCGGCGCUGCUCAGUGGCAAGUUCACCCUCCUGAGCGUGCGGGACCCCUCGGGAGCCUCCAUCGCCCUCUUCACGGCCAAGCUGCACCACCCCAGCAAGAGCGUGCAGCACGUGGUGCUCCAGGCGCUCUUCUACCUGCUGGACCGAGCGGUGGAGAGCUUUGAAACGCAGAGGAACGGGCUGGUGUUCAUCUACGACAUGGCGGGCUCGCAGUACACCAACUUCGAGCUGGACCUCAGCAAGAAGAUCCUCAACCUGCUCAAGGGAGCCUUCCCGGCUCGGCUCAAGAAGGUUUUCAUCGUGGGAGCACCCAUGUGGUUCCGUGUGCCCUACUCCAUCAUCAGCCUGCUGCUCAAGGAGAAGCUGCGGGAGCGGGUGCAGAUGGUGAAGAUGUCGGAGCUGAAGGAGCACCUGCCCCGGGAAUGCCUCCCUGAGUACCUCGGGGGGGGCCCGCUGGCGCCCCCCAAAGACAACGGCUCCGUCCAUGUCCCCGGGCCCAAGUCCGUGACACUGCAGGAGCUGCUGGAUCACGUCAGCCACAAGCAGAAACGAGGCAUCUACGAAGAGUACGAAGACAUUCGGCGCAGGAGCCCGGCGGGCACCUUUGUCUGCUCUUUGGCACCCUACAACCAGGAGAAGAACCGUUACGGGGACGUGCCCUGCCUGGACCAAACCCGUGUCAAGCUGGCGAAACCGUACAGCCGCCCAGAGCUGACUGACUACAUCAACGCAAGCUUCAUGGAUGGGUACAAGCAGAGGAACGCUUACAUUGGCACUCAGGGGCCUCUGGAAAACACCUACGGUGACUUCUGGCGCAUGGUGUGGGAGCAAAACGUCCUGGUGAUCGUGAUGACGACCCGGCUGGAGGAGGGAGGCAGGAGGAAGUGCGGCCAGUACUGGCCCCUGGAGAAGGACACAAAGGUGUGCUUUGGGGCGCUGACCAUCACCAACCUGGGCGUGGAGAACCUCAACCACUACAAGAAAACCAUCCUGGAGAUCCACAGCUCGGAG
Messenger RNA from Nestor notabilis (Kea), 1212 nucleotides. It is a transcript of the gene PTPN9, whose product is annotated as protein tyrosine phosphatase, non-receptor type 9. Gene Ontology annotation, biological process: protein dephosphorylation. Lineage: Eukaryota; Metazoa; Chordata; Aves; Psittaciformes; Psittacidae. Gene Ontology annotation, molecular function: protein tyrosine phosphatase activity. The annotation marks the transcript as partial. The record is from RefSeq and is a predicted model, not a curated record. The transcript is spliced from 11 exons.